Acromyrmex echinatior (Panamanian leafcutter ant) is the source of this 4824-nucleotide messenger RNA. RefSeq names its product corin serine peptidase. The record is from RefSeq and is a predicted model, not a curated record. Gene Ontology annotation, biological process: proteolysis. Gene Ontology annotation, molecular function: serine-type endopeptidase activity; protein binding. Gene Ontology annotation, cellular component: membrane. NCBI's taxonomy places the organism in Eukaryota, Metazoa, Arthropoda, Insecta, Hymenoptera, Formicidae.
CAACAACGUAAUCUUCCAUUUCGCAUAUUGAAUACGUGACUUUCCGUCUCGACGAUUUAUUUUAUUAAUUCUCUAUCGUACAUAACGGAGAUGAAAUCAAAACUCCAAUGUCGUAAUAAAAAUAUUCAAAAUGAUAAAUUUAUACUACACGAGGCAGAGAAUUUCUCGCGUUGACAAUGCCAGGAUCAUAGAUUUCGUAGGACGCGACGGAUGCAGAUUGCCCUGAAAAAAUCAAGAAGAGAUCGAGGACUAUAAUCGUCCACGGUGUAAGAAAACAACAUGUCCGCUACGGAAUCGUGCGACGAUGAUGCGAGCCCGACACGUCGGCCGAGGGAGAGCAGAAUUCAUAGCGUUGGUUUGCCAACCAAAACUUCUCUGCUUCCGGAACCACCACGCACCGGAAAUGACGUACCGCCGCCAAUACCACGCCGACAUUCUGCCACACCGGCGGUAGCACCACCCCCGAUUCCACUGAGGCCGCCGGCAAUUCCAAAGAGAAGCAAGAACGAAAAACCUAUACCGCUGCAACUCACAACCAGGCAGAGUAAUCAAGUGACUCCUUGCAAGACGAGUGAUCCUUCGUCCACACCUUCAUCAGGAAUGUCGGCUGCAUGGAACAGCGUUGACUCAAAUCAAAAACUUAUAGAUUUAGGUUCUUUCAGAAAUCAUAAUCAAGCGUCACAGGAUUACUUGGCGAAUUAUAGCGGGAAGGAUUCGCAGGAAACGAAAGAGCAUAACGAUUUUGUGGCUGAUUUCGAACAAGCGCAUUUCCAGGAAGAACAUAAGCUUACUCAAAAUUCAAGCUUCGAGGAGUUGCAAAAGGUCUCCUUGGAUCUUGAAAAACGACUUCAUGAGAGAAUUAUUAAGAGCGCCGAGGCGAAGUUCGAGGAUCCGAAUAGCCGUCAACGACAGUUGGGCACGAUGUCACGACACAAUAGACAGCAAUUGUCAAAAUUUACGAAAGAGAACGAAUCUGGCAGCUGCGAACAGAAAGAAACAUCCGAAAGUAAGCCUAGGGAAGAAAUAGCAUUACCGCGAAGGGAGAUUUUUCAAAAAGAUGAAUUAAAGUACGCAACGAUUUUGACUUCCGGCCGCGAGCGACGAUCGAAGUUCGAGGAGUUGCAGGCCGCCUCGAAGAAUCUAGAGAGGCGUUUGCACGAAGACGACGAUUACCGUCGACGUCAGGAGAUGGACAGACGGAUAAACAAGGACAAGCCACCCAGAUACGAGGACUUGGAAGGAAUACCACACGACCUCGACAAACGUUAUCACGGCGAACAGAGAACUUUAGAACAGCAACAACAGCACCCAAUAAUGCGAAGCAAAUACGAGAGCGACAUGGAAAGAGCUAGAAAUAUUCUUCAGCAUAAUCUGAGAAAAGAGCGAACUGGUAACGAGAAACUCGAGAAAUUACCAAAAGCAACGCAGACGAAUCUACCACCACCCCUGAGCGCCAUUUGUCAGAGUCCAGUACCGAAACCUAUCAGCGUCCGGCAGGACAGUAACGUUUCCUCAGAUAGUUUCAGUCAAACCAGCUCACCUAGCUACACCAGCAAGACAAUGGAAGCGCCUCUUCUGCCUCACAAGCACGGAAAAGUCCCAGACAGAGCCUUGGUGUCGGAGCCUGAUAACUCAUCUGGCAGGCCGAUAACAAAGUCUACGAGCACGCCAGCCAGUUUGCAGACCAUCGUCAGGAUGCAUGCCGGGAACAAUAGUUCCUUGCAUCACAAAAUAAUCAGAGAUAUGACUGGCAGCCACUACGUGACAACGGGAAGACUACGUUUCAGAUUUGUGCAGGUUUUGCUUAAUGCUGUUGCUCUCUUGGCUAUCGCCGGCGGUUUAGCCGCAUACUUCAAAACCUAUCCUGAAAACGACUUCAAAUUGGAGAAUAGAACCAUAUACACGGCUGUGAUCCCAAUACCUGAAAGUACGCGUUUCGUAAUCGAAGACAAGAAUCCGGCUCCGGGAGUGUGUUUACCUAUCAUCGUAACUUUCUGCCAACAGCACAAGGUUCCGUACAACUAUACUGUGUUUCCAAAUUAUAUGGGCAAUUUCGGACAGCGGGAGGCUCAGCACGAAUUGGAGCUUUACGAUGCUGUCGUUGACGUCAGAUGUUAUGAAUUGGCUGCUCUAUUCCUUUGUAGUGUUUUCGUACCGAAAUGCGGUUCUCGUGGUCGCGUUGUACGUCCUUGUCGUAGUCUCUGCUUUCAAACCAAGAGGCGUUGCGGUUUCUUUCUCAAAGUUUUCGGUUUGUCUCUUCCGGAUUAUUUGGAGUGCGAACUUUUCCCGGAAAAUCCGAGUUCCGACGAGUGCAUCGGGCACCAUGAGGUGAUAGAAGCGGCAAGGAGAGCCGAGAAACCGGUGUGCACCAGUGGUUUUCAAUGCGAUGGCACAAGGUGCAUUCCGUUCGAUUGGCGAUGCGACGGUCAUCUUGACUGCUCCGAUCAUAGCGAUGAGAUCGGUUGCGGGAAUUGUAAUUCUACCACAUCAUCUUCGGAACCGGUGUCUUCCGCGUUUGGCCAAAUAGUCUUAAGUAAGGGAUCUUCAACUAAAAGUACCCUUUCUACGAAAUCUUCGUUACAUUGCGGCGAAAGAAGAUGCAUGUCAGCCAGCCAUAUCUGCGAUGGAGUUAUGGAUUGUCCUUGGGGGCAGGAUGAGCGAUAUUGUCUGAAAUUAAGCCAUAGGAACGGGGAUGUUGGCGAGGGCCGUCUAGAGGUAUAUCAUGCUGAAAUGGGUAAAUUUAUGCCAGCAUGUGUCUCGCACUGGGAACCGACAACUUCGCCGCAAGAGGUUUGCGCUAUGCUGGGAUAUAAGGGAACAGUGUCAAACGGAACUAAGCUGAUGAAUGACUCAUUAUCAAUUGUAUUGAGUUCUGAGUAUCGUAACAAAAAUUUGCUGAAGCAAUUUCAAGGAUGCAUCAAGGAUCGAGAGCCUUAUCCCAUGGUCAAACUUACUUGCGUCGAUUAUGCUUGCGGCCGUAGACGUUCUGUAUACGGAAACGUGAGGGUGAAGCGAAUAGUGGGUGGUGUGGAGUCAGCUCCUGGUGAUUGGCCAUUUCUUGCAGCCCUUCUUGGCGGUCCAGAACAGAUCUUCUACUGUGCCGGAGUCCUUAUUGCUGAUCAAUGGGUGCUGACCGCAUCUCAUUGCGUCGGGAAUCAUUCAGAGGUGUCCGGUUGGACGAUACAGCUUGGCAUUACUAGAAGACUUUCCCAUACUUAUCUCGGUCAAAAACUGAAAGUGAAAAGAGUCAUACCUCACCCAUAUUACAACUUGGGUGUUGCUCACGACAAUGAUGUCGCUUUGUUUCAACUUGAGAAGCGAGUUCAGUAUCAUGAACAUUUGAGACCGGUGUGCUUACCGACUGCUGACACUAAUCUUACACCCGAUACAAAUUGUACUGUUAUUGGAUGGGGCAAGAAAAAUGAUACCGAUUCCUCUGAAUAUGAGCCAGCCGUAAACGAGGUUGUAGUUCCUAUUCUGCCUCGACACCUCUGCAAUUCAUGGUUAGCGCAUAAAGAAUUGAAUGUCACCGAUGGAAUGAUCUGCGCUGGCUAUGCGGAUGGAGGAAAAGAUGCAUGCCAAGGCGAUUCUGGAGGACCUCUGUUAUGUCAAGAUAAGGAAGAUAAAGAUAGAUGGUUUGUUGGCGGAAUUGUUAGCUGGGGCAUAAAAUGCGCUCAUCCAAAACUGCCUGGAGUCUACGCUUACGUGCCCAAAUACGUAACGUGGAUCCAAAAAGAAAUGUCUAAGUACUCCGAGUAUAACAGUAGAAGUAAUGGAAAAAUGUAAGGCUUCGAGUCGGACAAAAUAUUUAAUGUAAAAAUCGGCAAUAUAGAAACAAAUCAAGCAGAAAUGAAGGAAAAAUGUAAGAUAAAGUAAACGCGGAUUUCCGCGUUUUCAUGAUAUAUAUAUAUAUUGAAAGAAAAAGAUACUGGAACUGAAAUUAUGGGUUCCCGAUCUGCUAAUUUGCGCUCAGCGAUUUCUGUACGCUCAAUCAAAGGAUAGUAUUUUGUAUACAUCUUGCAACAACUUUGAAUGAAGAAAAGAGAGCUAAGUAUUAACAGAUCGUUAAUCUCAUUCUUUGGGAUUAAUAAGCAUAGAUAAACAGUAUAAGUUGAUAAAAAUCACUGAUAAUCAUGAACAUUAGCUAAGCUAAGGGAUGCUGGACGGAUACCAACAUAAUGGAAUUUUUCCUCGAGUUAUAAGAAUAAUUCAAUUAAGUCUACCAAUUGCAGCAGGUCACAGUAGCAGGUAAACUAUUUUCUCACAUUGUAGACAGAUAAUUAUAGAAAAAUCGGAUUUUAUUAAUAUGUUUAAAUACUGAUGUUUGCUACCACAAUUCUCAGUCAUAGCUCUCGUCCAAUUAAUACGAAAUUUCACCACUUUGCGAUUUUUCGUAAAAAGAUUUUAUGAUAAGCCAUUCGAACAAGGGAAAUGUAAGAUAAUCGGAAACAUAUAGGAUACACUAAUUUAUAAAUGAAGCUAUUAUAUAGAUACAGGAUAUUUACGUACCUAUAUAUAAGUUCAAGUAACAAGCCAUUUUCUAGGAAACUACUAGAUAAAAGAAAGGAUAAAAAAUGCCGAUGUAUGUACUUUUGGUACCUACUGAAAUAGUAAAAAAAAUUGAAGAUUUGUGCACAAAACAAAAAUCGACGCAUGUGAUGCGACAAAAAAUAUUUUGUAUCGCUGCCGACUUUAAGACAGCCAUGUAUGAGCCACCAAGUGGUAACUUUUAAUCUAUAUAGGGUGUGCGUUUAACGGCAUUCAAUGAUAUGAGUCGUUUCAGUGGUAUAAGCGGUCUAUUAUACUUGCUUUACGAGUCUCAAU